AGACUGAAGAAAUUAAUUUUAUUGUCAUUAAAUAUAAAUACAAUCUGAAGAUAUCGUUAUCAUUGAUGGCAUUUGGUCACCAAAUUAACACCAGAUAUGCCACACAUUAUUCGGGCAGUAAUUCAUCUGAUGGUUGGAACGGCUGGUUGUAUCCCAUGUUGUUUGUUGUCUUACCAUUAGUGGCAUUCCUGAUGGUUAUGGCAUUGAUUGCAUGCAAUGUCUAUGAAUAUUAUCAGAAGAAGAAGCGUUUGCAACAAUACGAGCACUGCUCUCAACACACGUUAACUCCUCAUUUGGUUUCAGAUAAGACUAUGGAUUAUAAUCCAAACAAUUACGAGGGCUCUGGCAGUGGUUAUAAUGAGUCUCAGUAUACCUAUAAUACUAUUGUCGGAAAUUAUUUUACUGAAGAAAUAAAUCGGACACCAAUUAGACCGAUGAGUGGUUGGGUCGCACCUCAUAUGUAA
This is a messenger RNA of Oppia nitens, 464 nucleotides long. RefSeq lists its product as uncharacterized. Lineage: Eukaryota; Metazoa; Arthropoda; Arachnida; Sarcoptiformes; Oppiidae. The transcript has 2 exons. The record is from RefSeq and is a predicted model, not a curated record. Bases 66 to 464 code for a protein of 132 amino acids.